CACUUGUGAGUCACUGUAAGUUUAGUUUCCUUUUUAGAGUUGGGACACAGAUUGUAUUGUGUCUUCGUACAAAGAAACAGACUGGACCACAUGGACUCCUCACUGGUUUUACUGGUUUUACUGGUUUGGGGUCAGUUUUUCUACACAGCUCAUGCAGCUCUUCAUGAAGGGACAAUGUUCUACGGCUGCCAUGAGUUUGGUGACUGUCAGGUACAAAUGCAUUGGGAUGGAGACCAGGCGAUAUAUGCUGACUUCAAGAAAGGACAAGCAGUUUGGACAGCACCACUGCUUGAGGAGCUGAAGGAUGUGCUGUCAAGCGGGUUUUACGUUUUGGCUCUUGUUAGCAAGGAGAGACUAUUAAAACACUAUCUCUCUAAAGCUAUGCAGAUCGACAGGAGUCCCACUGAAGAAAAGGCCCCGACAGUGCUCAUCUAUCCCAUGGAGGAGACAGAACAGGGGGAGGAGAACACCCUUUACUGUUACAUCAGUCACUUCUACCCCCCCCUCCGCCAAUAUCACUUGGACCAAGAAUGGUGUCCAGGUGACAGAAGGUGUGGCCCUCAGCAACCUCCACCCUGAGACAGACGGGACCUUCAGUCAGCUGGCCAGCCUCUCUU
Micropterus salmoides (largemouth bass) is the source of this 617-nucleotide messenger RNA. Its product is annotated as RLA class II histocompatibility antigen, DP alpha-1 chain-like. The transcript is spliced from 3 exons. Gene Ontology annotation, cellular component: MHC class II protein complex; membrane. Gene Ontology annotation, biological process: immune response; antigen processing and presentation. The record is from RefSeq and is a predicted model, not a curated record. NCBI's taxonomy places the organism in Eukaryota, Metazoa, Chordata, Actinopteri, Centrarchiformes, Centrarchidae. The coding region runs from base 91 to 579 and encodes 162 amino acids.